This is a messenger RNA of Cryptomeria japonica (Japanese cedar), 1176 nucleotides long. RefSeq names its product transcription factor MYB61-like. Bases 54 to 926 code for a protein of 290 amino acids. Lineage: Eukaryota; Viridiplantae; Streptophyta; Pinopsida; Cupressales; Cupressaceae. The record is from RefSeq and is a predicted model, not a curated record. The transcript has 3 exons.
UGCAAUUCAAUUGGGUUUGUUCUUAGUAAUCUUCUGUAAUUCACUUAUACAGAAUGGGUUGCAGGUCUUGCUGCCGUGAGAGCAACUACAAGAAGGGACUCUGGUCUCCUGAGGAAGACAGAAAAUUAGUAGCUUUCAUUACCACGUAUGGCCAUGGAUGUUGGAGCACCGUGCCCAAGCUAGCAGGUUUGCAGAGAUGUGGGAAAAGUUGCAGACUGAGAUGGAUAAACUACUUGAGACCCGGCCUUAAACGGGGUGCCUUCUCUAUUCUUGAAGAGAAGCUCAUUAUUGAAGCACAGGGAGUCCUUGGAAACAGGUGGUCCAUGAUUGCUAAGCUUCUGCCUGGUCGAACAGACAAUGAGAUUAAGAAUUUUUGGAAUUCUUGCAUUAAGAAGAAGCUCAUUUAUAUGGGCAUUGACCCCAAGAAGCACAGAUCCAAUGUUUCAUCCAGUGCAUUGCAUGUAAAUGAAACUUUUGCAGCUCAGGGGAAGCCGUUGUGCGCACAGAAUUGCACUAAUCUACAGAAUUGCUCUAAUGCCAUGGAAACCCAUAAUUCAGAUGCUGUUUCCGGAGUUUCUGGCUCUAUUGAUUCUGCAGAUUGUGUUUCCGCCAUUGAUGUAGCAGCAGCAGUUGAGGAUUUUUUGGAAAUAGAUAAGUGUAAUGAUCUGAAUUUCUUGGAAACAGAUAAGUGUAAUGAUCUGAAUUUCUUGGAAAAUUCAGAUCAUGUUUUGAGCUGCUACAGUGAGGCAAUUUUGUCUGAGCUUGGAGAAGGAGAUGGGAGCAAACAAGUCUGGGAAGAAAUCCCUAGUAUGAUUGGAGAGGAGGAAUUUGGCAGUCCAAAAGUGGAGAAUAACGCUGGAUUUCACUAUCCCACUCAGCAGAUCUCCGCGUACGACCUCAAUUGCGGGCAUUGGGCAUUCCAUUAAAAUGGCUUACUUGUUAUCGUACUACUUACUACAGGCUUAUAUGCUUAAGCACCUGAUUUGAUCUGUUCUUGGUAUUAUUAUUUGGAAACAGCAUUGUAAUGAGAAUCUGACGCAAAAAAUGUUCUUGUAAAGAGAGACAGCAGCAGCCACUUCCAGUCUUUAAGGGUUCUUGUACAAAAAUGUUCUCUACGAGGUGCUUAAUAAUAAUAAUAUUGAUCCAAUGUUCAUUAUAAUAUUAAUUCGAUGUUUG